Messenger RNA from Neolamprologus brichardi, 1562 nucleotides. RefSeq names its product G protein-coupled receptor 83 (gene gpr83). Gene Ontology annotation, biological process: neuropeptide signaling pathway. Gene Ontology annotation, molecular function: neuropeptide Y receptor activity. Gene Ontology annotation, cellular component: plasma membrane. The record is from RefSeq and is a predicted model, not a curated record. Lineage: Eukaryota; Metazoa; Chordata; Actinopteri; Cichliformes; Cichlidae.
AUGACAGCAGUGUGUGUUUGGCUCUCCGUGGUCCUCUGGAUGAGCAGGGCAGCAGCGGGACAGAGAACUAACGACUCUUCACUUUCGGGAGAGGAGAUACUUUCUUUCGCGGAGCGUUUCAUGAACGUUUCGGGACAGAGAGGGAACGCCAGUUCCGGAUUGUUUCUCCUGGACUUUGAUGAGGGUCUGCUGGAGGGCUGGCGCUCUCUGGCCAGCAGCGGCGGGGAGUCUCAGGACGGGGGCAUCAAGGCGCUGCUUGUGGCAGCCUAUUCCCUCAUAAUCGUGAUCUCCCUGUUCGGGAACACCCUUGUGUGUCACGUGGUGGUCAAAAACAAGCGCACCUUGUCCGCCACCAGUUUAUUUAUCCUAAACCUGGCGGUGGCUGAUAUCUUCAUCACAGUCCUCAAUACACCCUUUACUCUGGUCCGCUUUGUGAACAGCACCUGGGUGUUUGGAAGAACUAUGUGCCACAUCAGUCGCUUUGUACAGUACUGCUCACUGCACGUCUCCACCCUCACGCUCACUGCCAUCGCACUGGACCGACGACAGGUGAUCUUGCAUCCUUUGAGGCCUCGCAUGUCUCCUACACAAGGUGGUGUUUGGGUCGCCGUCAUCUGGAUAAUGGCCAGCUGCUUCUCCCUCCCACAUGCAAUCUACCAAAAACUCCUGACCUUUACAUACAGUAAGGAGAAAGAGCGAAGCCUGUGUGUCCCAGACUUCCCAGAGCCAUCAGAUGUCUAUUGGCAGUACAUUGACCUGUUGACCUUCAUAUUGCUUUACUUGCUGCCCCUCCUCAUCAUCACUGCCUCCUACACCAUAGUGGCCCGUAGACUGUGGCGCCACAAUGCCAUCGGUGACACCACAACUGCUCAGCAUGCCACACAGAGAAGGAAGCGCCGGAGAACACUGGCGAUGCUGCUUCUGGUGGUCGGAGUGUUUGCCGUUUGCUGGUUUCCCCUCAACUGCUAUGUGGUGCUGCUGUCCAGCCAGGCCAUCCAUUCUUCUAAUGCCCUUUACUUCUGCUUUCACUGGCUAGCUAUGAGCUCCACCUGCUACAACCCUUUCAUCUACUGCUGUCUGAACCCCACUUUCCGCCAGGAGCUCCAGCUCCUCGUUGACAGGUGCAGGAAGAGACGACGGGCAGUGGUCGGCUUGGACCCGGAGCUUCGCCCUGCAGUACCUCACGCUCCAUGUCACAGAACUGCCUGGCCCGACAACCAGGACUCCUCGAGGCCAAGGAACGUUUGGUCACACCCGGUCCAAGCUUCCUCACAGCAGAGUCACCCUUCUUCAAGUCAGUCCCACAACCUGAAAGAUGCACAUGUGCUUUUCACUGCCCGGCAGGCGCUCACAGGGAGGACCGACAUCCUCUCAGUGGAGCCCAUUGUGGCUGUGAGCUGACUGGAGACAAUCCUGGACUGAACUGAGUUGUUUAACCUCUUAAGCCCCAAGCCUAACUGAUGUCCUGCCUUUUGAGGUUAAAUCUCUUCUAGGGCUUCAUCAAAUAGGGCAGAACAUCUGGUAAUCUCAGAUCUGUAUGUCUGGGCCAGUAAUUUCAAAAG